Messenger RNA from Arachis duranensis, 867 nucleotides. RefSeq lists its product as uncharacterized. The transcript has 5 exons. The record is from RefSeq and is a predicted model, not a curated record. NCBI's taxonomy places the organism in Eukaryota, Viridiplantae, Streptophyta, Magnoliopsida, Fabales, Fabaceae. The coding region runs from base 10 to 708 and encodes 232 amino acids.
AAGAAGACAAUGGCAAGUGUUCUCAUUUCUCCAUGCCAACCCCAACUACUGAAGAAUCAUAGGCUACAUGGUAACUGCCAUACAAAAUCAGCAUCAAAUUCAAACGUAAUAAAGUGUCAAAAAACUUGUUCAUUCAAUUAUAGGAAAACUAUCAAUGUUCCUCUUCAAGAAUUGCCAGAGGCUUCCUUUGAUCAUUACAUGGAUGACAAACACAGAGUAUUCAGAGCUGUAUUCCCAGACAAAGGGAGCACCAAACAGCUCAAUGAGGGAGAGUGGAGAAUCAAAAUGCCUCCAAUACAAUGCUUAUUCAUAAAUGUAUAUCCAACAGCAGAUGUAAGAUUAACAUUCAAGUCUAAUGGACAAGAUUAUCCACCAAACAUUCCUCAUCACGUCACCAAAAUCUUGGAGCUCCACUUUUUAAGGUGGGAGUUACAAGGCAUAGUAUCUAGGGACUUUACCUUGGAUGUUAGAGGGACUUUAUAUCCAGAAAGGAAAGGAAAUCAUAGCUGGCUUAGUAAUGAAAUGGAGAUGAAAAUGAGUUUUUGUUCUUCUCCAGCAAUUGCUCUCAUUCCAGAUAGUGUCUUGCAAGAUGCCAUGCAGUUGGUUUUCAAAAGAAUGAUGGAUGAAAUGAGGCAGGAGUUUCAUGGUAAAUUAUUAGCAGAUUAUGGUAGGUUUAAGAGGGACAAAUCCAAGAAGAAUUCAGUUUAAAAUUUGCAGCUAAUUUUCAAUUUAAUUUGUUCUUUGGAGGAUUUUACAGCCAACUGAAGGGUCAAUGCCAUGGCCUUGUAUCAACUGUAAUUCAAUUCUUGUAACCUGUCAAUAUAUGAAUAUGCAUACAACUAUUAAUUACUUGCUAAUUUUAUUUUA